AUGCUUCCCCGCACACCUCGCAUGGAAAGAAGAGAAUGUACAGUGCUCUUCUCAGCUGCCCUAUCCACCCUCCUGACCACAUAUAUAUCGAAUGGUAUGUACAUCUUGAGAUUGGGUUCAAUAAGCAACCUUGUUCCUAACCUUAGUUUGGUAGAUAUCGAAAUGAGCUCUCUUCAGAAUCACCCUGACGUUACCAACGAUCCGGUCUCAGGAGACGAGACAGUUGAGCAUGUCGCCUCUGAAGACGAGGAGGCUGGGGCCGAAGACACUCGUGUGCAACCCUGGAAAGGCUUCUGGCCACCCCCUCCUAGCGGCAAAUCUGGAUUCCCAUACGAUGUGAAGCCGGGCGAUAUUGUUACCAUCGGCGGCAACUAG
Molecule: messenger RNA, 375 nt
Organism: Microsporum canis CBS 113480
Lineage: Eukaryota; Fungi; Ascomycota; Eurotiomycetes; Onygenales; Arthrodermataceae
Exons: 2
Coding region: 1-375 (124 amino acids)
Source: RefSeq, a predicted model, not a curated record